Molecule: messenger RNA, 300 nt
Organism: Balearica regulorum gibbericeps (East African grey crowned-crane)
Lineage: Eukaryota; Metazoa; Chordata; Aves; Gruiformes; Gruidae
Source: RefSeq, a predicted model, not a curated record
GACAUGACCUAUCUCUGUAUCUCGGCCUCGGAUUCCUCCAGUCAAAACCUGCUGCAGCAUUUUAAGGAGUGCAUCAAGUUCAUCCACGAAUGCCGGCUCGGUGGGGGAGGCUGCCUCGUCCAUUGCCUGGCGGGGGUCUCCCGCAGCACCACCAUCCUGGUGGCUUACCUCAUGACGGUGACCGAGCUGGGCUGGGAGGGCUGCCUGGCCGCCACCAAGGCCGUGAGGUCCUACGACGUCAGCCCCAACUUUGGCUUCCAGCAGCAGCUGCAGGAGUACGAGGCGACCUUGCUGCAGGAG